ACGUACAUAAAAUGUAACAUUUCUUGCAUAGAAUGUAAACGUACGACUAUAAACUAGCGAAUAUGAGUCAAGGAGAUCGUCUAGUUCGUGCUUUACAAUCYAUCGGCUGCCCAACAGCUAAAGAUCUUACUGGGGAGAGUAUAGAGUGGAUGUUUGAGCACGAAAMUUGUUUGCCUUUCUUGGAUUGGUUUGUUGAAGUUAUAGAGGCUGAUACUGCUCGAGAAAAUGUACUUACUGACGAUGAACUUGAAAGAUUCGAUGAUUUAGUUUCUUCUGGAGAAGGAAUUAUCGAGGGGGAUAAACUCGAUGAAGUGUUAUCUAAUGCACAUAGUUCUGGAUUAGAGAGUACCCCUAUUGGCUCACUAAGAGAUGAAAUUGAAACUGCAAAACAGAAACAAGAAGCUAUUGAUAAGCGUUUAAGUAAUCUUGUUUUUCAAAGAAAUACAUUGAGCCUWCAUCAAGCAAAAKCAAGCCACAAGCUUAAUCAAGUCAAUGAUAUYGCAAAGAAAGAAAAGCAAAAGUACAAGAGCUUACUAGARAAAAGCCAGCAUGUUAACAAACAGAUGGAUAGUAUGCUUAAUGAGCUUCAAGAAACUGUUUGCAGCGUGACCAAAUUGUAUACUAACAGUGAUAAAGAAGAUGACAAGAAAACUAGGAAAGGAUUUCUCUCUCAACUUAGCUACAAAGAYUACUUUGAUUCUGAGGAAAUAUUUACAAGUGAUCUUACUACUUACACCAAGAAACAGUUUUUUGAGGGUAUUGCUGAUAUGAGUGGAAGAAGUGACAAGUCAAGAUAUGACCUUUUGGAGAUUAGUGAUCCUACAUCCCUUCUUAUAAGAGGAGAGAAUGAGGAAGUCACUAUGAAUGACUGUAAAGAGUUGACAAGACUCAAAUUAAUUUUCAUUCCAAGUGAGACUCAGAGGAUUCAUUCACAAGCCUCAGCCGUUGGAGUCCAAGCAGCCUUGAAAUUAGCAAAGCAGAAAUCAAUGCUUCAUCAUCAACAAGCUGCUGAUGUAGUUUCUCUUCGGGACCAAGUAAGUGAAACCCAAAAAGCACUUGCAGAUGUUCAAGAUGAUAUUGCAAAGAUAACAAAAACAACACUUCCACCUCUUAUCCACGAACUGGCCGARCUACAACCAACAAAAGUCUUAGAAGGAGACUAUGAUUUGAAAAUAUCAAGGCAGGACUAUUUUACAUCAAAACAAGACCAGGUAAUCAACCAGCUUCUGUAUCAGAGGUCAAGGUUUGAGUUCCUGUCUAUGGCUCUUGAAGUUGAAUCAUUCAAGACAAGGGAAACACAUCGACUUCUYAGUGCUGUGGAGUCAGGCUUGCAGCAGAAUUUAAUCAGCUUACAAACCCGUCUUGAAAAGAUGGAUAACCCAGUUUUCCAUCCAGUUGAUCCAAAGCGUGGUACAAUAGACAGCCGUGACAUAUUUGUUGGUCACAUCUAUAAACUCUUAGAACCCUUGAAUACCAGUGAAUCACGCGAUGGCCAGUUAUUCCAGAUGUAUGGCCAGAUCUUGACAUGGACCUGUGGCUUAGUUGAGAGACUGCAAGCCUUGUUGUCAGCAGUAGGUGCWACUGAACAUGCUCAGACUGAUGUCUUAAGAAGAUUAGAAAACACACUUCAACAAUGUCAAAAAGCAUUUUACAGCAACUCAAGCAAAACUAGAGUUCAUAAUAAUCCUGGACUUCAGAGAUUAGAGACACUGGUACAACUGGAAGACCUUCUGUCAUCUCUUCAAAAGUCAAUCAAAGAUGUCAUCAAAGACAUAGAAGGCAAAAAGAAGGUUCUCCGAUCAGACAGCCUUAAAGCCAUGGAACGCAAUGUKUUUAUAUGUUUCUUYAACGAUACAGCAAUGUUAAAGCGGACCCUAGCAGAGCUGGCRGCAAGAGUGGACGCUCAAAUCUUAUCAAACACAUAACCUUACUACUGGAAGAAAAAACACUUUA
Molecule: messenger RNA, 1953 nt
Organism: Exaiptasia diaphana
Lineage: Eukaryota; Metazoa; Cnidaria; Anthozoa; Actiniaria; Aiptasiidae
Product: HAUS augmin-like complex subunit 3
Exons: 16
Coding region: 63-1925 (620 amino acids)
Biological process (GO): centrosome cycle; spindle assembly
Cellular component (GO): mitotic spindle; centrosome; HAUS complex
Source: RefSeq, a predicted model, not a curated record